CUGCUGACACGACAGCAGAGCGGAAAAAAAUAGAAAAAUAACCUCAAGAAGGAGUUGCCAAUUUGCACCUAUUAUAUGUACACUGCAAUCCAGGGGCUCCUCAAUCUGGGAAAGUUACCUCCUUUGACACCUUGACGUUUUGCAAAUUGAAAGUUUUCCACCCAAAACCCAAUUUUCCAAGCCCAGAAUGCAUUCACUGUGGUUUCUACUUGCUCUGCUGGCUUUCGUUGGCUGUUGCCCAGGUGUUUCAGCUUUGCGUUGCUAUAAAUGUGAGGACUGCGAUGAGAACACUCAGCUAAGUGACAUGGAAGUGUGCGAUGGCCCACUUAUGAGUGGUAAUGGACAGGGCACUCCUGCCAGUUCCAGUCCGAGUCCUGCUCCAUCUCCAUCUCCCUCUCCUGCUGCAUCGCCCUCUCCCAAUCCUCAGCCUUCUGGCGGAGGUGCUGCUUCUGGCGCCCCCGUUCCCGCUCCCUCGGAGGCCAGCGAGGAGGAGGAGGACUAUGAAAGCGAAGAAUCGGCCACCGUAGGCAUCAUGCCAGCAGGAAAUGGUGCAGCCUCGGGAACCGGAACAGGAAAUGGUGGAGCAGCUGCAGGAGCAACUGGAGGAGCAGCCGGAGCAGCUGUCAGUGAGGAGGAGGAGGAAGAGGAGGAAGAAGAGGAGGAGGAGGAGCGUCGCAGGCGGAGAUCGUAUGUCCGACAGGUCGACCUCGAUAUGCCAAUCGCCUUCUGCUACACAGUGAGGCUCCAACUUAACGAAUCGGUGAUCACCAAAAGGGGCUGCACGACCGCCAGGAAGAGUAACAAAACCGAAGGCUGCGAAGGGCUCUUCGAGAACUGGACCGUGGGCGGAUGUAACCUGUGCCAGGACGACGGAUGCAACCAGCCCAAACCAAUCAGUGGAGUAUCGUCCAGUCGAAAUACCGGGUAUUCUUGGACUAUUCCAGCACUCACGCUAUUGGCAUUUAUGACCCGUCGUCUGGUUUAAAAAUCACAACAUUCCCUUCGGGCAAUUGUUUUGAUAUAUAGAAAUAUAUGGCCCACAAAGUUCGAUUUCGACUUUGUCGUCUGA
Messenger RNA from Drosophila takahashii, 1069 nucleotides. RefSeq lists its product as uncharacterized. The record is from RefSeq and is a predicted model, not a curated record. Lineage: Eukaryota; Metazoa; Arthropoda; Insecta; Diptera; Drosophilidae.